AUGGCGUCCCACGCGUCGCCGUCGAUCGCGCGCGCGUCGCGCGGGGCCGACCGCGGACGCGCGAACGAGCGCGCGUCCGCGCGCGCGGGGAAACGCGGAAAACGCGCGACGACGCGGUCGCGGCGGCCAUCGGCGCCGCCGGGACGGGACGGACGACCGCCGACGACGAAUUCGACGUCAGAGGGCGAUGACGACGCCGAUCCCGAGGCGCCGCUGGGACGGCGAUCGCGGCGACCGGUGUUGCGCGUCGGUGCGCGCGCGCAGACGCUGCCGCCGCCGGAGGGACGACACGUGAGCGAAAAGAGGAUGAAGAAGGUUGCGCUGGAGGGAGCGGCGCGACGGGCGGCGGACGCGCCGGCGGCGGAUGGCGUCGCGGAGGUGGCGCUGAUCGGACGGUCGAACGUUGGGAAGUCGUCGUUGUUGAAUUUGGUGACGUUUGGGGCGGGGGCGGCGGUGGUGAGCGCGAAACCGGGGACGACGUGUAGCAUGAAUCACUACUCGGUGGACGGACGGUGGCGGCUGGUGGAUCUCCCGGGAUACGGCUACGCGGAGGCCGAACCGGGGGAGAUCGAGGCGUGGGACGCGUUUACGAAGGAAUACUUUGCGACGAGGGAAAAUCUUGCCGGGGUUUUGUUGCUCAUCGAUGCGAGCGUGCCGCCGACGGCGAACGACGAGAAGUACGCGAAUUGGCUCAUCGAAAACGAGACGCCGUUCACGAUCGUCUUCACCAAGUGCGAUCGCGAUAAACCCAAAGGUCCGAGCGUGGAGGAUAACAAAGCGGCUUUCAGGGCCAAGCUCGAAGAGCGUUGGCAUCGAUUGCCGUCGAUGAUCUCCACGAGCAGCGUCACGACGCAGGGUCGAGACGAGGUGCUCAAAUUUAUCAGUAGUUUAAUUGUGUAUCGACGCAUGCGCAACGAAGAGCGCAAAAAGGCGAAGCGGCAAGAGAAGGUAAAGGCGAUGAAAGAGGAGCGCUACGAAGCCAAGGGCGAGGCGAUGCGUAAGGCUCGAGGCGGAAAACCUGCGAAGAAACCGGUUUCGAAAGUAGAGGAAGAGUGGGACGACGAAGAAGAAUUAGACGAAGACUGGGACGACGAGUCUUCGUUCACGGUCAACGCGAAGGGUAAAGGAGCGAAGACGAUUCAAGACAUGAUUCGCGCCGAGCUCGAGGAGAUCAAUCGCGAGGGGCGCUGA
Ostreococcus tauri is the source of this 1191-nucleotide messenger RNA. RefSeq names its product GTP-binding protein, ribosome biogenesis, YsxC. The record is from RefSeq and is a predicted model, not a curated record. The transcript has a single exon. Gene Ontology annotation, molecular function: GTP binding. NCBI's taxonomy places the organism in Eukaryota, Viridiplantae, Chlorophyta, Mamiellophyceae, Mamiellales, Bathycoccaceae. Bases 1 to 1191 code for a protein of 396 amino acids.